AUGGGCCACCUAGCAGCCUGGAUCAAUGAGAAGCAAGGCCUCGUUGCCCCCAGCCCAGCAGACACACCGUCACCCGGGCCUAACGAGCUGCUGAUCAAGGUGAACGUCAUCGGGUUCUCUCCCAUCGAGUCCAAGGUUCAAAAAUUCGCCACACACCUCAUCCCGUACCCCAACAUCCUCGGUUUCAGCUACGCGGGCACCGUUGAAAGCAUCGGCCCAGACGUACCCAACUUCAAGCCCGGCGACAGGGUUGCCUCCAUACGAACUGGGCCGCGAUCCGCCGACCCUCGCUUUGGCGCCUACCAGCAAUAUGCCCUUGCAUCCGCCAGUUCGACCGCCAGACUACCGCAGAACGUCCCGCUGGAAUCCGCGGCAUCGACCAUCAUGAAUCUCGCCGCCGUCACUUCUGCGUUGACCCUGUUCCUCGGCCUCGAGCGACCAAUCAUUGACGGCAAGACUGCGGAGCAGCGCACGGAGAAGGUCCUCAUCUACGGCGGCUCCAGCUCCAAUGGCGGCCUAGCCGUCCGCUACGCUCGCGCCGCCGGCUACCAGGUCGUCACCACCUCCUCCCCCAAGCACCGCGAGUACGUGGAGUCGCUUGAUCCUCAAGUCGUGCUCGACCACGGGAAAGUGGCCGUGGAAUUGGCUACCGACAUCAAAGCCAACGGGCCCUACCACCAGGUCUUCGACACCAUCGGCCUGCCGCCCGUCACCGACAUGCUCGUCGAGUAUUUCGCAUCUCUGGGCGGUGGAGUGUACCACACGCUCAUCCCACCCUUGGGUGGUGAGAAGCCGAUUCCCGACAGCGUGCAGCGCAAGUUCGCGCCUUACAGCUUCUCGCUAGAGGAGCCGGCCAACAAGGAGUUGAAGGAGUGGUUCUAUGACACGCUGGUGCCGAAGGGACUGGAGAGUGGUGCCAUCGUGCCCACGCGGCCACAGUGGGUUGAGGGCGGACUAAAGAAUGUGCAGACGGCGCUGGAUCUGAUGGCGGAUGGAGCUGUGAGUGGGCAUAAGCUGGUGAUGGAUCCAUGGGCUUGA
Molecule: messenger RNA, 1038 nt
Organism: Cyphellophora europaea CBS 101466
Lineage: Eukaryota; Fungi; Ascomycota; Eurotiomycetes; Chaetothyriales; Cyphellophoraceae
Exons: 2
Coding region: 1-1038 (345 amino acids)
Molecular function (GO): oxidoreductase activity, acting on NAD(P)H
Source: RefSeq, a predicted model, not a curated record